AUAGAUGCACCCCAGAUCAAAGCCAACAAGACCCACAAAGUGGCGGUCUCGGUGCAGAGAGCUUGACAGUCAACCAAGGAAACAACAAAAUAAUACAACGGAAAAUCUCUUAAUUUUGAGGUUCUCGCUUGAUAUCGACCCCUUCUCUCUCCGUCUCUCGCACUACGAGCCGCCUCAUUCUCUUUCUCGUUCUAGGGCUUUAUCUGAACAAGAAGCACUGCUCGAGCUUUCCGAUUAGUAAUCAUCCUAAUCUAGUUCGUGAUAAUGUUGAACGGUUUCAACACUCUAAACGGACAAUUUUAAGGUAUGUACACAAAGUCUUGUAUGCAGUGAACCGUCUUGCCAAAAAAAGAUUAUUGUUCCAUCUAGAUUUGACAAAAUUCCAUUAGAGAUAUAAGAUAAUCCGAAGUACUAUCCAUAUUUUGAGAUAUAUCAUUAAACCUUUUACUUGAUUAUGAUGUUUUUAGUUUAUUUUUAAAUACUAUGAUUUGAAAAUCUAUAUGUGAUAGGAUUGUAUAGGAGCCAUAGAUGGAACUCAUGUUCCUCUUGAUGAACAAAUUCCAUAUCAUCGGAAAAAGGUCGAUACAACACAAAAUGUCAUGUGUGCAUGUUCAUUUGACAUGCGUUUCACUUUUGUGAUGGCUGGCUGGGAAGGCACUGCAAAUGAUUCUAGAAUUUUGUUGGAAACAGUGAGGAAUCCUGAUAAUAAAAGCAUAAACAAACAUUUUUUUUUUUCAUUUUUAUGCUUUCAGUUUUAAGUGUUCAACCAAACAAGUUUCAAUUUUAUGUUUUCAUUUUAUGUUUUUUUAUUUUUAUUUUCAAAUUUUUUGGAAGUGAUACCAAACACAACCUUAGAUUAGGAGGACAUUUGUGUGGUGGAUGACAGCUUGCUCAACUGCUCCAUGUGUAUGUAAAGGCAAUUUACUAACCACUAUUUGAUCUGGACACUUCAAGGGUGAACUCCACUCUUCAGUGGUUAUGUUCAGAGAGAGGCUUGGAUUCAUAUUGACUCAGGCUAGGCCAUAUGAGAAGCUGCGGUAGUAUAAAAACGAGAAGGGUGAAAGGACGGGAUAUAAUCUCUACUUGUUUCAACAAUUGCAGCUCCAAUAGCACUUUUCAGCAGUAGCAGUGAUUGAAAAGUUAGCCAAAUAUAAUCUUCCAAUAUAGUAUGAAGAAGAGAAGGAAAAAGAAACUAUCAAACAGCAUGAGUAUGUAUUAUCAUGACAGCAAACAGGUCUUUAACAUAUAACAGAAAGACACCAUUUGCCUAGUUAACAAUAUGAAAUUAUGAAUGCUAGGGGGUCUACCAUUACCAUAAGAAGAAUUGCAAUAUUUAUACUUAGCUCAAUGUGUUUGUCUUCUCUCUUCUUAAGCAUCAGAAAUGAGGAUCACAGAGUGCAGGCAUGUAAUUUCCACGGUAGUGCUUCUUGUUGUGUUUAUGUCACCACUUGUUAAGCUGUCGCCUUCACCUUCACUUCCUCAAGGAAUAAACCUCCCGUAUAUGACUUCAAAUGUCAGAGAGGUCUCAGGCAAGUCAUUCCAUUACAUUAUUGUAGGCGGAGGCACAGCCGGCUGCUCUCUAGCAGCAACACUGUCUGAGAAAUUCUCAGUGCUAGUGGUAGAACGUGGUGGCUCGCCUUAUGGAAAUCACUUGGUAGAGGAUAAGAAGUACUAUGGAUUCCCACUCAUCCUAACUGACGAAUUUGCAUCAGUUGCUCAAAGCUUCAUAUCCAAGGAUGGGGUUAACAACUAUAGAGGUCGAGUUCUUGGAGGAUCAUCUGCUAUAAAUGGUGGAUUUUACAGUAGAGCUAGCAAGGACUUUGUUAGAAAAGUUGGGUGGGAUGAAGGUUUAGUAGAAGAGGCCUAUGAAUGGGUUGAGUCUAAAAUUGUCUUCAGACCUGAUCAGUUAACAAAUUGGCAGUCUGUCGUCAAACUAGGCCUUCUUGAAGCUGGAAUUAAACCAUAUAAUGGUUUCAGUUUUGAACACACUGAGGGAACAAAAAUUGGCGGGAGUGUUUUCGAUAAUCAUGGAAAGAGACACACUUCGGCUGAUCUUCUUGCAGCAGGCAAUCAAGAGAAGAUCACAAUUCUGUUAAAUGCAACAGUAAAUAAUAUAAUCUUUCACAAAAAUGGUCUGAACGAAAGCAGAGUUGGUGGCAUUCGCUUCAUCAAGAGCAAUGGCAGCGCACGGAAAACUUAUAAAGCGUACAUCAAUAAACCGAAGAACUCAAACUCAUGGGGUGAAGUUAUUCUGUCAGCGGGGUCACUCGGCAGCCCGCAAAUUCUACUACUAAGUGGCAUAGGACCAUAUGAGCACCUAAACAAGUUCAAUAUCCCAGUAGUAGUAGACUCAGAAGGAGUUGGACAAGGAAUGCAAGACAAUCCUUGCAUUUCUCUCCGGGUAGACAUUAAGCAACAACUAUCUCCAGAUCCACCUCAAGUUGUGGGCAUAGCAGAUGAUUUUAAAUUCAUAGUUCAAGCACUGAUCCUACCCAUUGGCCUUAAUGCAACAAUUAUGCCAAUUGUUGCCAAGACCGCUUUUCCAGCAGCAAGAGGGAAGCUUGAAUUGAACAGCACCGACCCAAGGCAGAACCCUUCAGUAGAAUUCAAUUAUCUAGAAAACAAAAGGGACUUGGAGGAAUGUGUGAAGAUGGCUCAAUUAGUUGGGAAAGUCGCAAGCUCAGAAGCAGUUGCCUCUUUUGCUGGCGGUGAACCUGAAAGUAGUUUUAUUUCUGCUAGUGAAGACGAGCUAAAGAAGUUCUGCAAGAAGAAUGUGAGGACCUUUUAUCACUACCAUGGUGGUUGUGCAGUUGGAUCAGUAGUCGACAAAGAUUACAAAGUUUAUGGUGUAAAAGGGCUGAGAGUAAUAGAUGCCUCAACUUUACUGGAAUCACCAGGUACCAAUCCAAUGGCUACACUAUUGAUGCUGGGAAGGUAUCAAGGUGUUAAAAUGCUCAGAGAGAGCUGAAAAGAAGCCUGACCUACAACACUCAUUAUAUAUUCAAGUAUUUGUGACUUGUCCACUACUACUUUUCUCAUCAAAUAAAGUGGCUUUGGAACACAUUUUCAGGUAAUAAAACCAUCAACAAUGUAUA
This is a messenger RNA of Tripterygium wilfordii, 3095 nucleotides long. Its product is annotated as protein HOTHEAD-like. The coding region runs from base 1382 to 2968 and encodes 528 amino acids. Lineage: Eukaryota; Viridiplantae; Streptophyta; Magnoliopsida; Celastrales; Celastraceae. Gene Ontology annotation, molecular function: flavin adenine dinucleotide binding; oxidoreductase activity, acting on CH-OH group of donors. The transcript is spliced from 4 exons. The record is from RefSeq and is a predicted model, not a curated record.